Molecule: messenger RNA, 2171 nt
Organism: Rattus rattus (black rat)
Lineage: Eukaryota; Metazoa; Chordata; Mammalia; Rodentia; Muridae
Gene: Asb6
Product: ankyrin repeat and SOCS box containing 6
Exons: 6
Coding region: 383-1420 (345 amino acids)
Biological process (GO): intracellular signal transduction; protein ubiquitination
Cellular component (GO): BRCA1-BARD1 complex
Molecular function (GO): protein binding
Source: RefSeq, a predicted model, not a curated record
GAGGACGACUGCUCACCGGCGCGGGGUCUGAACCGGUAGAUCGGGAGGUGGUGGCGAGUGGGUAUCCGGACGCGCGGCCGACGCCAUGCCGUUCCUGCACGGCUUCCGCAGGAUCAUCUUCGAGUACCAGCCCCUGGUGGACGCCAUCCUGGGUGCCCUGGGCAUCCAGGAUCUGGAGCGGCAGGAGCCUCUAGAUGAGUGAGUCGCUGCGGUCCCCUGUGGUUGUCGCGGCGGGAGCGGGAGCUGCGUGGCUGCGAGCUCGAGCACCAGCCUGAGUUACGCUUCCAGUGAGGAGAGCCGGAUCCUGGUCCUUACGGAGCUGCUGGAACAGAAGGCCCACUCUCCAUUCUACCAGGAAGGUGUGAGCAAUGCUCUGCUGAAGAUGGCCGAGCUGGGCCUGACCCGGGCAGCUGCUGUCCUCCUGCAGAGUGGGGCCAACCUCAACUUUGAAGACCCUGUCACCUACUACACAGCCCUGCACAUUGCUGUCCUGAGAAACCAGCCUGACAUGGUGGAGCUGCUGGUGCGCCACGGGGCUGAUAUCAACAGGAGGGACCGGAUCCACGAGAGCAGCCCCUUGGAUCUGGCCAGUGAGGAACCUGAACGCCUGCCCUGCCUGCAGCGCCUCUUGGAUCUUGGAGCAGAUGUCAAUGCAGCUGACAAGAAUGGGAAGACAGCGCUGUUGCAUGCUCUGGCCAGCAGUGACGGGGUGCAGAUCCACAACACAGAAAACAUCCGGCUCCUCCUGGAGGGAGGGGCAGACGUCAAGGCUACCACCAAAGAUGGGGACACUGUAUUCACAUGCAUCAUCUUCCUGCUCGGUGAGACCGUCUGUGGGGACAAGGAGGAGGCCCCAAUGAUCAACCGCUUCUGCUUCCAAGUCACGCAGCUUUUGUUGGCCCAUGGUGCCGACCCCAGUGAGUGCCCAGCCCACGAGUCCCUCACGCACAUCUGCCUCAAGAGCUUCAAGUUGCACUUCCCACUCCUGUGCUUCCUGCUGGAGUCAGGGGCAGCCUACAACUGCUCCCUGCAUGGUGCGUCCUGUUGGUCUGGCUUCAACCUCAUUUUUGAGAGGCUCUGCUCGCACCCGGGCUGCGCCGAGGAUGAUAGCCAUGUUGAGCUUCUGCAUAAGGCUGAGACCGUGCUGGACCUCAUGGUGACCAGCUCCCAGAGGCUGCAGCUGCCUGAGAACUUCAACAUCCACCCAGUGGGGGGCUUGGCAGGGAAGAUCCAGGCCCUUCAUGCCUCCCUGAAGCAGCUCGAGAGCUACCCACCACCUCUCAAACACCUGUGCCGGGUGUCCAUCCGGCUGUGCCUGCGACCGUGGCCUGUGGACACCAAGGUCAGAGCGCUGCCCUUGCCGGACAGGCUUAAGUGGUACCUGCUCAGUGCACACAGUAGCCCAGAAGACACUUGCUGAGGGAUCCCAGGAUAGAAUGAUCUGGGGUAGCCAAAGCCAGCCCGAGGGUAGGCCUGGCACCUGUAACCGCCUUCAGAGGGUUCUUUAUCUGGGCAAGGUUUGCCCUUUUCUGCUAUGAAACCACUAGGGGGUGCCCUGGAGGCCAAAGGCAUGGCUGCCUCCAGGGAGAUUCCCACCCCCUCCCUCUCAGUAUUUUACAACUGAGGGGCCAGGGCAGGCAGGAUGCAGCCGCCCUCUGUAUUAGGAGCUGACUGGACCAUUUGCAGGGAACUAGGGGCCAGGCCCCUCAGAACUCUGGCAACUGUGGUUGGUCCGAUGGGGGAGGCACAUGCCUGGGUCUUUCCAGGGGCAGUGCCAAAAUUCCUGGGCCAUCCAGUUAGGCCCUACCUGUUCCUGCCACCUCGGACCUCAGGAUGCCUUGGAGGAGCUGGGGACAGAACCGAGGCCAGCACAGGCUGGCUGGUCUGGGUUAGAGGCCUGCCUGAUCUUGUCGUCUUCAGGGCUCUGGCACUGUGGUUGGUGGUCGUUCUGCUCAUGCCUCACCCAGGUCUCAAGGAUGGUGCCUUGUUUAAGGGCAUCACGGGAACAGCAGGACUUUGUGAGGGGUCCUUCAGAAUACAGUGCUGAGGCCAGAAGCCAGCCCUACUCCAGUGCCAAGCCCUCACAAGGUCUUCCCAGUAGGUUUGGCUUUCGGUUGUAUAAAUGCCUCUGGGAAUGAGCAGAGAUGAUUAAAUAUAUUUAUAAGAUUAAA